CGGUCCCGCCCGGCGCGGCCCGGCCCGGCUCAGCCCGGAGCCCCUCGGUGCGUCCCGGUGGCUCCCGCUGGCUGCCGGCGGCUCCCGGUUCCGCCCGGUACCGCCCGCAGGGACCCGCCGAGGCUCUGCGCAGUGGGACCGCGGCUGUCCCGGAGCGUCCCGGGCUGUCCCGGCGGUGCCGGUGGGGCCCGGUCCGGCCCGGAUGGUGCUGGCCGGGGGCCGAGCCGCGCCGUGAGCCCGGAGCGCUCCGCAUGGACCCCCGCGGGAUGCGGCCCGGGGCGCCCGUGCUCCUGCUCAGCUUCCUGCUCGCCGUGAGCGGCGGUGGCCGCGUGGAGGUGCCGCGCAGCGUGACGGCCGUGCUGGGCCAGGACGUGGUGCUGCCGUGCCGGUACCGGGCGCAGGAGCAGGAGCAGGUGGUGCAGGUGACGUGGCUGAAGCGCGGCCCGGGCGCGGUGCCCGCCGAGGUGGCCGUGCUGAACCCGCAGCACGGCGAGCACGUGCAGGAGCCCUUCGCCGGCCGCGUGCUGCGCCACGGCCACGGCGACCUGGGCGACGGGGCCAUCGUCCUGCGCAACGCCGUGCAGGGCGACGAGGGCGACUACGAGUGCCACCUGAUCACCUUCCCCAUGGGCAGCUUCGAGGGGCGCCUCACGCUCAGGGUGCUGGUGCCACCGCUGCCCAUCCUGAACCCGGGCCCGCCGCUGGAGGAGGGCCAGGGCCGGACGCUGGCGGCCUCGUGCACGGCCGAGGGCAGCCCGGUGCCCUCGGUGCGCUGGGAGACCGAGGUGCGCGGCACCAACGCCACGCGGCGCUCGGCCCACGCGCGCUCGGCCUCGGUCACCAGCGAGUUCUUCCUGGUGCCCGGGCGCAGCAUGAACGGCAAGAGCCUCACCUGCGUGGUGGCACACCCCGGCCUGCGCCACGAGAAGAGGAUCACCCACCUGCUCAGCGUCGCCUACCUGUCGGAUGCGUCGGUGCUGGGCCACACGGCCGAGUGGCAGGAGGGGAUGGAGGGGGCGGCGCUGACCUGCCUGGGGGACGGCAACCCCCCCCCGACCUACAACUGGACACGGGUGGACGCGCCGCUGCCCGCGGGCGUCAGGGCCAAGGGGGACACGCUGCUGUUCCAGCGGCCGCUGGCCGUGGCCGACGCCGGCGACUACGUGUGCCGAGUGUCCAACCGCGUGGCCGCCAAGGAGGCCCGGGCCAACGUCAGCAUCCGGGGACGCGCCACAGAGGACACCGUGCGCCGCGUGGACCUGGUGUCGGCCUCGGUGGUCGUGGUCGGGGUCAUCGCCGCCGUCCUGCUCUGCGUCCUCGUCAUCGUCGUGGUGGUCAUGACCCUGUACCACAAACGCAAGACCCAGCGCAUCUCCGAGAAGUACGAGGAGGAGCUGACGCUGACCCGGGAAAAUUCCAUCCGGAGGCUCCACUCCAGCCACAGCAGCGACCCCCGGGCACAGCUGGAGGAGACGCUGCAGCUGCGGACGGAGAGUCGCCAGGGCAGCCUGCGAGGGGACAGCCUGCGAGGGGACAGCCUGCGAGGGGACAGCCUGCGUGGCACCAGCAUCUGCUCUGCCAUGAGCGAGGAGCCCGAGGGCCGCAGUUACUCCACGCUCUCCACGGUGCGGGAGAUCGAGACGCAGACCGACGUCCCCGUCGUCCCCGUUGUCACCGCGGCGCCACCGCCGCCGGCGCCUGGCGGGAAGGACCCCAAGGAGGAGGAGGAGGAGGGGGGCGGCGGGGGGGACCCCAUCAAGGCGGCCAUGACGCACUUCGUGCAGGAGAACGGGAUGCUGCAGGCCAAGCCCAGCUCCAACGGCAUCUACAUCAACGGCCGCGGCCACCUGGUGUGAGCCGGGCACCGGGGGGACACCUGGGGACACCUGGGGACACCUGGGGACACCCGGGGACAGCCGGCCCCCCCCCCCCCGCACCCGCCUGGCUCUGUCCCCGCCGCUCCGGUCCCCGGAUGUCACCUCCCUGCUGGUGUGGGGUCAAGAUGGACUCUGGUCCCCGGGUGUCACCUCCCUGCUGGUGUGGGGUUGGGGACAAGGACAGUGCCCCAGGACUGUGUCACCUCCCUGCUGGUGUGGGGCUGGGGACAAGGACAGUGCCCCAGGACUGUGUCACCUCCCUGCUGGUGUGGGGCUGGGGACAAGGACAGUGCCCCAGGACUGUGUCACCUCCCUGCUGGUGUGGGGCUGGGGACAAGGACAGUGCCCCAGGACUGGCUGCGGUCCCUGGGUGUCACCUCCCUGCUGGUGUGGGGUCAAGCAAAGACUCUGGUCCCCAAGUGUCACCUCCCUGCUGGCACAUGGAGCUGGGCACACCACCAAGCCCCAGGACAUUCUUCAGUCCCCAAGUGUCGCCUUGCUGCUGGCACAGGCUUGGGGACACCACUGAGCUCAAGGACAUUCUCCUGUCCCCAAGUGCCACCUCCCUGCCAUCACAGGCUUGGGGACACCACCAAACCCCAGGACAAGCUCCUGUCCCCAAGUGCCACCUCCCUGCCAUCACAGGCUUGGGGACGAGCCCCAGGACGAGCUCCUGUCCCCAGGUGCCACCCAACCGCGGGCUGGGGACACUCGUGGUGACACCGGGGACACCCAGGACUCCCCAAACUCCCCAGGACCGAGCAGGGCAGGAGCCCCCGUGUCCCCCCAAACCCCCCCGGGCUGGGUGGCACUGGGGACAGCCGUGUCCCCUCUCGCGGUGGCACUGGGGACAGCCGUGUCCCCUCCCCCGGGCUGGGGGAGGGGCUGUACAGCCGUGUAUAGACCCUGUAAAUAAAGGACCCGCGGG
Messenger RNA from Vidua chalybeata, 2805 nucleotides. RefSeq names its product nectin cell adhesion molecule 4 (gene NECTIN4). The coding region runs from base 252 to 1856 and encodes 534 amino acids. Gene Ontology annotation, cellular component: adherens junction. Lineage: Eukaryota; Metazoa; Chordata; Aves; Passeriformes; Viduidae. The record is from RefSeq and is a predicted model, not a curated record. The transcript has 9 exons. Gene Ontology annotation, biological process: heterophilic cell-cell adhesion; homophilic cell-cell adhesion.